Diaporthe citri is the source of this 618-nucleotide messenger RNA. RefSeq lists its product as uncharacterized. The record is from RefSeq and is a predicted model, not a curated record. Bases 1 to 618 code for a protein of 205 amino acids. Lineage: Eukaryota; Fungi; Ascomycota; Sordariomycetes; Diaporthales; Diaporthaceae. The transcript has 2 exons.
AUGGGUGCUACCGACGAAAAGGAGGCGGCCCACCGUGAGCUGCCUGAUCCAAAGACGUUAAGCGAGGCCGGGGAAGUCCUCAUCAAGGACAAAGAUGGGAAUGACGUCCCCUUCAAAUCCUUCUACACGGACAAGCCUGCAGAUGAGCGGCAGCUCGUCGUCUUCGUCCGCCACUUCCACUGCGGCAGCUGCAAGCAGUACGUGGAAGCGCUCAUGCAGGGUAUGCCGCCCGAGAAGCUGUCCAAGGCCAAGAUAACCCUCACGGUCAUCGGCUGCGGGGAGGCCAUCUGCAUCCCGGGCUAUGCCAAGGACACGGGGUCCGCGUACCCCAUCUGCGCCGACCCGAGCGUGCGGAUCUACAAGAUCCUGGGCAUGGUGUCGUCGCUCCGGCCGGGGGCCACGACCCCGAGCUACCUCAAGAAGAGCACGCUGGAGAACACCCUGUCUUCGAUGUGGUCCGGGCUCAGCUCCGGCCACCCGCUGUCUGGUGGGCCGACGUCGCAGAACGGCGGCGAGUGGCUUUUCCAGGGCGGGGAGUUGAAGUGGUGCCGUCGGAUGCGUAAUCCAGCAGACCAUACUGAGACGGAGGAGUUGAAGGAGGUACUCGGGCUGGAAUGA